AGGUCAUACUGUGGUACUGAGAUAUAUAUAUACCGUGGUACUGAACGAUUAAACGUGAAACUAGAUUUACACGGUACUCAAUAUCGCUUUUUUUGUUUAGCAUCAUGUUACUGAUAUUUGUGGGUGUGUGUGUUCGUCCCCCGUUGCCAAUCACGGAGCUCGAGCUCGCAGCAUCCGCAUCAGUCAUGGCGGCAGAUCCGGUUACCGCUCCGAUCAGCUGCUUGACUCAGCGGCUCCUCCAGCAGCACAUCAUCUGAAGCAGGUCCACUGACACGGGUCUGUAGGCGCGUUCACUGAUCGGGAGGCGGAAGCGUUAAAUGAUGGAUCUGUUCGGGUUUCUGAAUCUAAACGAGCUCGCUCUCGGGCUUUCACAGAUAUCCUUGUUCCCGUUCUUUGACAUGGCGCAUUAUAUCGUGUCAGUGAUGAGUCUCAGAGAACAGCCAGGAGCUCUGGAGGUGUCUCAGAGGAGUCCGUUGGCCUGCUGGUUCAGUUCAAUGCUGUAUUGUUUUGCUGGAGCGAUUCUCUCUGCUCUCAUGAUGGCAGACGCACCCAUCGCACCUCUGUCCAACACCACCAACCUGCUGCUCGCAACUCUCAUGUGGUAUGUGGUGUUUUAUUGUCCUCUGGACGUGGUGUACUCGCUGGCCUCCAUCUUUCCUUUGCGUCUGGUGUUGACCGGGAUGAAGGAAGUGACACGUACAUGGAAGGUUCUGGGAGGAGUCACUCAAGCGGGGAAGAAAUAUAAAGAUGGUCUGUUUGUGAUGAUCGCAGUGGGUUGGGCCAAAGGGGCCGGCGGGGGUCUCAUCAGUAACUUUGAGCAGUUGGUUCGUGGUGUCUGGAAGCCCGAGACCAAUGAACUGCUGAAGAUGUCCUACCCGACCAAGGUCACCCUGCUGGGAGCGGUUGUGUUUUCUCUUCAGCAGUGUCGAUACCUCCCGAUUCAAACACAUCACCUCAUCUUCAUCUACACGCUCUUCACCGUCACUAACAAGACGCGGAUGAUGCUGUUGGGUUCCUCUUCUUAUGCGUUCUCUACAUUAGAGUCUGUCCUCUACAAGACUCUGUUUGUUCGACCUUUGAACUUUUCUGCCCUGAGUGACCUGACCCAAAGUUCAGAUAAAACCUGCUGUGCUUCCCAGAACGCUUCCGACGGCUCGACGUCCACCCGCCCGCCGCACGCCCAAAACACGGACCAAACUGAAUCGAACGGCAAAAAGACCAGCUGAGUGCCAGCCAAUAGAAAGACGCUUCUCCUGCACGAGGAAACUUUUCUAAACACUUCCUGCUGAUGAUGUUUUAAAAUGCACACAAUCUCUUUUUUAAUCUUUGUAUCUGGCUCUGAUCUGAUGUGUACAUGUUUCCUAUUCUGAGAUGAUUCUAUUCUUUUCUAUUCUGUAGCUGGGAUGAUAAUAUAUAUUUGUAUUAUUUAUAGUGCAUUUCUGAAUGCAAUCACUGAGAGUGGAAUGCUGAACACGUUUUACUGUGACAUUCUUGAAUAUAAUUCACCUGACAUCAGUCUGUCUCAGUGUCUUCUCUCAUAGUUUGAUGUCUGCACGUUAGAUGUAUAAACGUGCGGAGGAGACUUCAGCAGGCUGUGUGUGUGUGUGUGUGUGCGUGUGUCUGUCUGUCUGUGUCUGCGUGUAUGUAUGUGUGUGUCUGUCUGUGUGUAUGUGUGCAUCUGUGUGUGUAUUUGUGUGUAUGUGCGCAUCUGUGUCUGUGUGUGUGUUUGUGUGUGUGUGUGUGUUUGUGUGUAUGUGCGCAUCUGUGUCUGUGUGUGUGUUUGUGUGUGUGUGUGUAUUUGUGUGUAUGUGCGCAUCUGUGUGUGUGUUUGUGUGUAUGUGUGCAUCUGUGUGUGUGUGUGUUCUGGUGAUGGUGGUUAACAGGUUAAUGUUUAAAUCUUCUGUCACAUGAACACAAUAUAACACAGAAUGUUUAAGUUGUGUUGAGAUAAGAGGACUCAGAUGGUUUGUUUAUCUGUCAAAUAACAUGUCAGCUUUAUGGUAAAGCAGCUUUCAUAAUGGACCAAAACAAGCAAACAAAACUGUCUGCUUACACCGACGCACAACUUCUGGUUACACUUAGACAAGAAUCUACUGAAAUAAGGAUGAUUUAUCAGUUGAGCAGUCAGGUGUGAUUUCAUAGGAAAUGUUUGACAUUAUAUGUAACGUAACCAUGAAACAGAGAUGAUGGUGAUAGAACCCUGAGUUUAGACACUGUACUGUAGUAGAAGGCAUGAUGUGUUAUUUUAUAUACAAAUACAUUAGUUUCAAACAG
Triplophysa rosa is the source of this 2274-nucleotide messenger RNA. It is a transcript of the gene tmem38b, whose product is annotated as transmembrane protein 38B. Gene Ontology annotation, cellular component: membrane. Bases 318 to 1226 code for a protein of 302 amino acids. The transcript is spliced from 6 exons. Lineage: Eukaryota; Metazoa; Chordata; Actinopteri; Cypriniformes; Nemacheilidae. The record is from RefSeq and is a predicted model, not a curated record. Gene Ontology annotation, molecular function: potassium channel activity; identical protein binding. Gene Ontology annotation, biological process: potassium ion transmembrane transport.